Molecule: messenger RNA, 1088 nt
Organism: Tarenaya hassleriana
Lineage: Eukaryota; Viridiplantae; Streptophyta; Magnoliopsida; Brassicales; Cleomaceae
Product: tetraketide alpha-pyrone reductase 1-like
Exons: 6
Coding region: 30-998 (322 amino acids)
Molecular function (GO): oxidoreductase activity, acting on the CH-OH group of donors, NAD or NADP as acceptor
Source: RefSeq, a predicted model, not a curated record
GGUAUUCCCAUCUACAUUGGAGGAAACAAAUGAAUCAAGCAAAAGGCAAAGUCUGUGUAACGGGAGCUUCGGGCUACUUGGCUUCAUGCCUUGUGAAACAGCUUCUCCUUGAAGGAUAUCAUGUCGUUGGAACAGUCAGAGAUCCUAGGAACGAGAAGAAACAUGCCCACCUCUGGGAGAUGGAAGGGGCGAAGGAGAGACUUCACUUGGUGAAGGUUGAGCUAAUGGAGGAAGGAGGUUUCGAUGAAGCCAUUAUGGGAUGUGAGGGCGUUUUCCACACUGCUUCACCUGUGCUCUCUCACUCUUCUGAUCCACAGGCGGAGUUAUUGAAGCCGGCUAUAGAGGGCACGUUGAACGUGUUGCGUUCGUGCAAGAAGAAUCCAUCACUAAGGCGUGUGGUUCUUACGUCUUCUUCUUCGACAGCGAGGAUCAGAGACGAUUUUGAUCCCAAUACUCCUCUCGAUGAGUCAUCUUGGACUGACGUUGAACUCUGCCAACGUCUUCAGAUGUGGUAUGCGUUAUCGAAGACUCUAUCCGAGCAAGCUGCGUGGAAAUUCAGCCGAGAAAACAGGAUCGAUAUCGUCACUGUGUUGCCUGCCUUUGUCAUAGGACCGAGCCUACCUUCACAUCUCUCUUGUACGGCCUCUGACGUCCUCGGAUUGCUGAAAGGGGAAACAAACAAGCUCGAAUGGCCUGAAAGAAUGGGAUAUGUCCACAUCGAUGACGUGGCACGAGCCCACAUCCUUGUUUACGAACACAAAGCGGCUCGAGGCAGAUACUUAUGCAGCUCGGCCGUGGUCGGCCUCGACCAGCUGGUUUCCUUGUUUUCGGCUCGUUACCCAUCACUCCCCAUCGCCACCACGAGGAUUGAAGACACGAAGGAGCUGCAUUAUGAUUAUAAUACGUCGAAGAUAACGAGCCUCGGGUUGAAGUUCAAGUCUCUUGAGGAGAUGUUUGAUGAUUGUGUUACAUCGCUCUUCGAACAAGGCUACUUAUGAUCUCCUUUUGGGAUGUGUUUUUACUUCAUAAUGCGACGAAAUGCAGAAAAAAGAAAAUCAAAUAAAUAUCACGAUUAUUAUUGAAAACUA